Macadamia integrifolia is the source of this 604-nucleotide messenger RNA. RefSeq lists its product as uncharacterized. The record is from RefSeq and is a predicted model, not a curated record. Bases 31 to 462 code for a protein of 143 amino acids. The transcript is spliced from 3 exons. Lineage: Eukaryota; Viridiplantae; Streptophyta; Magnoliopsida; Proteales; Proteaceae.
UAAAAGGUUAAUCCGCGGGUUUGAUGUCGAAUGGUCCAGGAGAUGAGAGGAGUGGGAGGACCGUUGCUGAGCAUAGGAGAUCUGCUGAGCGACGUCGGUGACGAAGCCAGUGUGGGGGAAAACCUAGAAACGUCUUCCUUGACAUCUUCUCCAUCAUCAUCAACCGUCAAUGCUACUCUUCCACCAUCGAAUCUCAGCCAACUCUUCAAGGAAAAUUACAACCAGUUGAAUGAGGCAUUAUCAGGGACAGACCACUCAUGGACAGCUCUGACACUGAAGUUAUGCACUUCACUAGAGACUGCAGAUAAGUUGAUACAGUCGGCCAACUCAAAUAUCCGAGUGCUGUCGGAGAAAGUUGAAGCGCUGGAAAGUAUCAUGAAGCGAGGAGAUUCAGCUGUAGCAGCAGUGAAAGGGGUUGAUGUUACACAACUCAAGAAGGAAAGGUCCCCCACUGGGAGUUAAAACAACUUUAGGCAUUAUGGGGCACAAAUCUGAUGAGGGGGGAGAUCAUUAGUGUCUUGUACCUUUAAAACAGAAACCAAGAAAUGAAACUCUAAGGAUGUGUUCUUUAUGCUUCCAAUGAACGAUUCCAGACGAUUCUAAA